AUGAGGUGUCCUCUGGGCGCCGCCGCCGGCUCCGGCCACAGCCCCGCCUGGAGAAGGAUGCUUCUAACAGAGCUGAGGUCUGUGCCCACCCCGCCCCCCAAGGCCAUGCGCAGAGGACAGGAAGGCAAGGAAGGGGCAGGAAAGUUUCAGCUUGGCUGCUGUAGUUUUGUAAGGCAGCCUGCUCGCACUGCCUCCUCGGAGCUGCCCUCCUCUGCAUCUCUGGACCCCUUGACCGAAGGAGCCGAUGCCCACCUGCCAGUCCCCAGAAGCCUCGACGGGGUUCUCUCCACUUCUUGGUUCCGAGGGCACAAGGCCCAGCCAGAAGCCGUGAUCUUCUCCCCUGAGGGCCUCCCAAGGCCCAGCCACACUGGCCGGGAGACGCUGGAUACCCAAGGCAGCCUGGUCAUCAGAAAUGUGACAACUCAAGAUGCAGGCAGCUACACCGUGGUGCUGGAAACCAGCAGGGGACGCAGGAGUGUGACGGAGCAGAUCCCUGUUUGCACAGCCAACUCUGAUGGGGUGCUGCUGCUGACCUUCCCGGGGAAUACACAAGGUAUCCUCCGGAGUGAACUCAACUACUCAGUGAUCCUGCAGUGGGUGGCUUCCAUCGAACCUGAACCUGUGCUACGAUGGACCUUCAAUGGGCAUCCUUGCGGGAUCGGGGAGAGGCUGAUUAUCCAGAGAUUGUCCUUGGAGGAUCUGGGCACCUAUGUAUGCUUGGCCGAGAAUAGCCAGGGAAUGUAUUUCUCCCAGCCUGUGACUAUCAUGCUGCCACAAAAACAGAGUCGGGCAUCCUGA
Mesoplodon densirostris (Blainville's beaked whale) is the source of this 798-nucleotide messenger RNA. RefSeq names its product immunoglobulin superfamily member 23 (gene IGSF23). The transcript has 5 exons. The record is from RefSeq and is a predicted model, not a curated record. Bases 1 to 798 code for a protein of 265 amino acids. NCBI's taxonomy places the organism in Eukaryota, Metazoa, Chordata, Mammalia, Artiodactyla, Ziphiidae.